Messenger RNA from Rotaria sp. Silwood1, 1053 nucleotides. The record is from the annotation of a GenBank genome assembly. Lineage: Eukaryota; Metazoa; Rotifera; Eurotatoria; Philodinida; Philodinidae.
AUGGCAGAAUCAACUGAUACAGCUAGAAAUCUAUUCGAUGAAAUUGACACGAAUCACGAUGGAACUAUUGAUCCAGCCGAAUUUCGCAGAUGGCUGGGACAUGCUGAAAUACGACCUGUUUCAUCAUAUGAUGUAGCAACUAGUGGGCAUUAUUUAAAUGAUAAUAUUAUUAGUGGGCAUUAUUUAAAUGAUAAUAUUAUUAGUCGACAAUAUUAUAAUACACAUGCGACUAAUAGAUAUGAUUUAUUGGGAAGCGCGGGAGUAGUUACUAACUGGACUAGUGAUACGGCGAUUCAUACAAGUACUGCAGAAGAAACGGAGGCAUAUCUGGAAAGAGCAGUUGAUAUUUAUAGAGAUCCUAAUCCACAAAUUAUUCGACGAGCAGCAAUUGAAGGUCCAGUAACAUAUGAACAACGAAUUCAUGUUCGAUAUCUUGAACCACCAGAAGUUCCACCACCAGGACCGCUCAUUAUUAAAGAAGUCCGUCGUCCACAAUCACCACCACCUCCAGCACUUGUCAUACGUCAACAUGCCGCAGCUCCUCCGACACCACCUCCACUUAUCUUACGUGAACAACCACCAACACCACCACCUCAUGUUCACAGUGAAACAAUUACCCGUUAUUUACCAGAUUUACCUGUUCCAAAACGAUCAGUUGUCAUCGAACGUCUGCCACCUGCUCCAGAAAAACCACGCGAUAUUAUAAUCGAACGAUGGAUUCCCUAUGGACAACCACCUCCACGUCGUACAAUUGUUGAACCGGCUCCUCCUGCUAGAGAAUAUCCAGAACCACGUAAUAUGAUUAUUAUUUAUGAAAAUAUUGAAGCGCGUGUAGUCCGACAAUUUCAAAAUCUUGGCGUUGUCCGAGAAAAUCCUAGUGAUUAUAUAGCUCGUUAUGGGGGAACACUUUUAGAUUCAGCAACACUUGUUCAACAGGCUCGUAAUGCGGGUGUUUAUGAAGAUAUAUCGGCUCCGGGACACUCAUCUACAACAUAUACAACUAUACGCAGAACUAUUAUAGAUGUGGAUCGCCCAACUGAUCGGCCUUCGUAG